Wallemia ichthyophaga EXF-994 is the source of this 861-nucleotide messenger RNA. RefSeq names its product UPF0613 protein PB24D3.06c. The record is from RefSeq and is a predicted model, not a curated record. The coding region runs from base 1 to 861 and encodes 286 amino acids. The transcript is spliced from 2 exons. Lineage: Eukaryota; Fungi; Basidiomycota; Wallemiomycetes; Wallemiales; Wallemiaceae.
AUGGAAGGAAAACUGCAACAAUACCCUAAUCCAAACAAGUCGCCAAAUCUAGGACCGCUUCCUAUGUUCUUGAGCGGCGACAAGGCGUCUGCACAAGUGGUGGUGUUUGUAGCGGGGCUGACGAACACGCUACUGAGUGUGCCAUACGUCGCGCCACUGAGCGAAGCACUGGAGAGAGAAGGCUGGGGGCUGUGCCAGCUGUUAACCAGCUCUUCAGGCUACGGCUUUGCGCAUGGUUCACUAGACCGGGAUGUGCGAGAGAUAUCGAGUGCGCUGGGCGAGCUGCGCAAGCUUGGCAAGCAAAAGAUAGUGCUUAUGGGCCACAGCACAGGCUCACAGGAUGUGGUGCACUACCUUACCGCCGACGGACAGCGUGAGCGUGUAGACGGCUGUAUUGCUCAGGCUCCCGUCAGCGAUAGAGAGGGGAUUGACGAUGGUAUAAGGUCGCAUAUCCCCCUCGCUCUGCAGAUGAUGAAAGAGGGGAGGGCUGAUGAGGCUAUGCCGCGCGAUAGCUGCAGCUGGUUCGCUACACCUAUCACAGCUUAUCGCUUCCACUCCCUCUUUGCAGAAGGUGGCCAAGAUGAUUACUUCACUAGCACUCUCCCGGAUGAUGCGUUUGAGCGCGUGUUCAGUAGACUGAAAGCACCAUUGGCUCUCAUUUUCAGCGGCGCUGAUCAGUUUGUGCCCGCUAGCGUGGAUAAGGAAGCGCUCGCGAGGCGUAUGCAGAGUUGUGGCGGCGAGAAAAUCAGAGUAAGCACAGUCGUACCAGAUGCCAAGCAUGACUAUCAGGGGGGCAUGGAUGGCAGCAGGCCGACACUAAAACUAAUUGAGGUGGUUUUGGAGUUUUUAAAGGGCUGUUAA